UUUAGUACAUUGAGCUGGCUGCCAUCGUCCCCUUCCCGUUUGAACGACAUCCUCUCCCCCUCACAGCCCCUCACUUCCUGCUCGGCUUCCGUUGUUUACCGUCACGCGCCGCGGGGGCUCACGGGAGAUGUAGUCCUCCCCCUUCUGUCGCCUCUGACAAGCUAAUCGCACAGCUGAGGGGGCGGGCCCGUUGCAUGCCGGGAGAUGCAGUUCAGCUGCCAGGUCAGCUCUGUAUAGCCCAACCCUCAGGACUACAAGUUCAUAGAGGCUUUGCGGCAGACAGCCCUGGCCAGCUGCUGUUGGCUGGGUUAUUGACAUUUUGAACCUGCAGUGAUCAGGGCCAGUUAUUUAGUGAGCUUCCCAGCUAUGGCUGACAUUAUUCAGGGAAAUGAAACCAGUGUGAGCCUGACUCUGCCCUGGGAGCCCCUCCAUUGAAUCCCAGAGCAUGUGAUCCAUCAGGGUAACUUCAUUUUCUCUGUUUUUCUUUUUUUUCAGCCUAAUUUAAUUUCCCUAGAUGCAGGCAGCAGCAUGUGACAGCGACUGAAAGAAUCCCAUUGUGAAUUUACAGAAAACGCCUCCUUUUUGGGGACCGCUCGCUUGUGACAGCAGCCGACAUUGAACGCCAUGUCGUCAACCCACAAACAAGGCGACUCGGGGCUCCUGCGCGGCUCCUGCACACGCUCUUACGGUAGCCUGGUCCAGUCUUCGUACUCGCCGGCGAGAGUGAGAAAGUUGGAGCAUCAGGUUCAACCGGGCGACACGUUACAAGGCUUGGCGUUGAAAUACGGCGUCACUGUGAGUUACAACAAAACACUGUCCCCAAGAGCUAGCAAUUUAAUUUUCAGAUAUCAAUCUAACUUAUAAAUGGAACAGGCAUCUCUUGUAGCCUCCACGCUCAAAGAAUUUUACUAGCCCAAAUAACCAUAGUCAGCCUCCCCUGCCUGUCGCUGACACACCAAUUGGUGGACAGACCUAUCACUAUCGUGUGAGAGCAUAAUGUCUGACAGCAAGUUAUGGGAAUUGUCAUCCAUCAAAUGUUAGAUAUUCCUGGUGUACUGAUUAAAAAUAAAUAAAUUAAUUUAAGCGUAAACCGAAACAUGUUUACUUUGAAGAAGAAGAAAAGAGAGGGAGUCAUGAACGCCCCCUUUAAAAUAGAUGAGGUGCCUUAAUUGAAAUUUACUUUAAACUCUCCUUCAUGCAGAAAUUCACAGCACUGGUGUGACAUAAAUUGAUUUGUAUAGAAUCCACACUUGAAAUAGUUAACAAGUGAUCACAUGAUUGUUAUUUCUAUACAGUACUUCACACAGUUAGAAAUUGAUCACAAGCUAUGUUUUAGCAAACCGAUAUCACAGCGCAUAAAUUCAGAAGGCAGUAUUGCCUAUAUUUUAAACAGAAAUAGAUCGUCUGGAGAAAUCAGCAAUAUAAGAGCAUUUAAAAGUUUCCAUGGCGAUUGUUUAAAUUUGCAUCAGCAUUUUUCUAUGUGGGAGGAGGGUGAGAGGCCGUUCCCAGGGCUCUAAGCAGGGGCUGCAAUCAUUUCAACUAAAAUGAUUUAGUCUCCUGGACAUGUAGUUUUUUUUGUUUGUUUGUUUUUUCAAUACCAAUACCCAAGUUAUUGUUAAUUAAAGUGUUAGUCCAAGCACCAUAACCACUUUAGUGAUUUGAAGUGGUCAUGUGCUAUGUGCAGUGUUUCAGCAUGAGACAUCUAAUGUUGCUGUAACUCCAUCUCCAGCAGAUUCGUUAUCAACAGACAAUUUUCAAGCAGUUCACACAAACCUUCAAUGUGGUACAGAGACAUACUAUGCAAUACAUACACAGUCCACGCAAUUCACAGACACACUCCAUGCAAUUCACAGAUACACACUCUACGCAAUUCACAGACACACUCCACUGGAUGCAGCUCAGACACACUCUACUCAAUCCACAGACACACUCCACUGGAUGCAGCCCAGACACGCAACAUGCAAGUCACAGACACACUCCAUGCAAUGCCGCUCAGACACAACAUGCAGUACACAGACACACUUCUCUAUGCAGCUAAGACACAAUCCAUGCAAUUCACAGACACUUCUCAAUGCAGCUCAGACACAAUCCAUGCAGUACACACCACGCACUUCACAGACACCCCUUGCAGUUCACAGAGACACCACGUUUGAAAUUUUUUGCAAACCGAUGCAAAUUAUUUGAUAAAUUAAAGUACCAUGGUAGCAAACAGUCCUUACCACCCUCAAUUACAGUUAGACAUCAAGCCCCAUUCCUCUUCCCUUUUUCUGACAGGCCGACUGACUCACUCAGUCAACACAAACAAAUGGGACUUUUAUCAGGGAAAUUGUAAACAGCGUGAAUAUUACACUUGUACAUUUGAUACAGACUAUAUAGAGCACAAUUGAUUUAAUUUCAUACCUGUGUUUUGUCCACAGAUGGAACAAAUAAAACGAGCCAACAGAUUGUACACAAAUGAGUCUAUAUUCCUCAAGAAAUAUCUGUACAUCCCUGUGCUGGUUGAACAGGGCGAGUUGUCCAAUGGACUGGAGUCUCCAGAAGAGUCAGGAGACGGGUCAAGCUCCGAGAGGCCAUCUUCAAGUCAGGCUCAAAAAUCGGGGAAGGACAGGAGCAAGCAACAGGAGAAUAAAUCCCAUGCAGGGACCAGGAAUGAGAUAUCCGCUAGUGACUUUAUGAACAACUUGGACACCAAAAUCCGUGUGUCUAAAAGAGCAGCUGUGAAAAAGCUCAAAGAGGUGGAAACGUUGUGAGUAUAAGAUGAAUGGGAAUAAUGAGUUACCUUUGCAUUGCAUUCAUAAUAUAGAUAGAUAUAUGCAUAUAUUUCAAAUCUGACAUCUAAAAAUAAUCACAGGUGGACAUUUCAUGUAACCACUUGCCCUUGUACAGUUAAUUUUUCUCACUUCUCUCUAUGUUUGCCAGCCUUGUAUUCGUAUGUCCAGGAUCUUCCUGUGUUGAGCUCACAGUCCCCAUUGAGAUCAAGGGAAAAUGAAUGCAGGGAGACUCACAGAAACAAGAGAAAAGUGUUAUUGUACUAAAAUAUCAUGGGCAUAUCUUCAGGAAAGUUUGUUAAAGGGACACUCCAGGGACCCAGACCACUUCUGCCCAUUGGAGUGGUCUGGGUGCCAACUCCCACUACCCUUAACCCUGCAACUGUAAAUAUUGCAGUUUUCAUAAACUGCAAUAAAAACAUUGCAGGGUUAACUCCUCCUCUAGUGGAUGUCUCCUAGACAGCCACUAGAGGGCACUUCUGGGAUUAUAGCACAGAUUUUCUGUGCUAUAGCGUCGCUGGACGUCCUCAGGCUAUGUGAGGACCUUUAGCGUCGCUAAAAUCCCCAUAGCAAAGCAUUGAAGGCAUUGCCUCGCAUGCGCAUUAGUUCUCCCCUGCCGGCGGGCGUGAUUAAUCUUCCCUGGCCGGCUGACAGGGACGCGAAACCACCGCCGAGGGACAUCGUCGCUGCCUCUGGUAAGUCACUGAAGGGGUUUUGACCCCUUCAGCAACCAGGGAUGGGAGGUGGGAGGGAGAGGGGACCUGCAGUGCCAGGAAAACUGAUUGUUUUCCUGGCACUGGAGAGUCCCUUUAAACAACACUCCAUUAAAUCCAUAGAAAAUAUGCAUGCAAUUUGUUUUGCAUGUUUUCUCUGGAGGUAUUUUAAAAUUUGGAUUGCAAUAGCUGCAGAUUAAGGUAUGUACAGCUACUGCAAGCUCUCCCCUUCUUACCCAGCACGGGCUUUCUGUGUCUGUCCAAUCACAGGCUUCCCAAUGCAGCUCAAUGAGAAGUCUUUGCAAGGCAGGUGCUAUAGCAACUGGCUGCCUCUUGAGUUUAGCUCCACUGAGCUAACCAGAUCAAUGUUUUAGUGUUUUAUAAUAUUAUUUUUUUUUUUUUUUUUUGUCCACAUGUUUUGGGGAUAAGACAUUCCCUUUAAAUUUUGAACAGAAUUUUUCAGCAUCUUGUGUCACAGGAUGGAGGAGAAAUUAAUUAAGAGAACAUUCUGCCAAUAGAUCUGACCAGUGACAGAGUUCGAUUCUAUAACUAUUUGAAUUAUUGGUAUAUCAUGCCAUAUAAAGGGCAAUUAUAUUCUCCACUAGAUUUCCUGAAUGCACUCAAAAGCCACAAGUGACCCUUCAGAAAAUUACACACUCUUAUCAGUCUUAAUCUACUUCAGUGGAGAUCUCCUAGAAUGUAGCCAUGAUGAACAUAAUCAGCUUAUUAAUUAAAAAUAAGUAAAACCCAAAGGCUUGUGUCUCGCGGUGAAAUGCUUUUUUCAGGAACUACGGUUGCACAAAGAUUGCUAUGAGACAUUGUAGGAUGUGGUGAGGUUAGCUACUGUGCUUAUGGUGUAAGAUAAGCCUGAUAUGAUUGGCACAUCAUAGCAUUUGAAAUAAGGUGGACGUUGAUCUUAAAGUUAUGAUAAAACAUUCAUGGAUUUAUUCGUUCAUUCUAGGAUUCCAGAUGACAUGACCGGAGAAGCCAAAAGUUACCAGAGACCUCCUGACCGCACCAGAGAGUCAUCACCACAAACUCAGCAGCGUUCUUUACUAGGACCUGUUCCUCUCACCAUAACCACACGGGCCUCUACCAUAAAGGACCACGAGGAUGAAAUAUUUAAACUCUGACCGCCGUGUUCUGCCUGGAUCUUGUAUAUUUCUUAUUGCAGUUUCCUUUCUUUUUACGGCGUCAAAUAAUGUUAAAGUGAUAAUUUUACCUCGUACAGUGCCUCUGCUCCUUUUUUGUAGACAUUCAACCAAAUGGGCCACGUAAACUCUUAACUACUGCUCAAACCACCGCAUUCCUUUAGAAGACCCUCAACGUUAAAUGAUGUUCUCUCCUUCUACAAAAAAGUGUGUUUUUUUUUUAUGGAUUUCCUUUGGUAUUGUCUGAAAAGACAUUUUUAAACAGAAAAUGAAAUUCUUGGAAUUAGGGCUUUCAUUGUGAAAGCAGAAGCCAUCUCGUUUUUAAGGAACUUGUUACCACAUGAACCCACAGGGUGGAGCUAAGAGAUUUCAAUGUUAACAAUUAAGUAAUUAGGCAAAGAGACCAGUUCUUUCACAGCUUACAUUUUUAGUAUAGUAGAACAAAUUCAAUGAUUCAGCACAACCACCAAUCUUCACAAUGUCUUCUUUCUACUGAAGUGAAAUAGAGCAAUAGAAAAUGUUACUUCUCGUAUCACGGUCUCUAGACAUUGGCUUUGUUAGGACCCAAUGAACCUCGGGCAUCGUGUGUCACUAUAGUAGUGUAGAAGUGGACCCUGGCACUUAGAGGGGCAACUGCCUAACUAGUAUAGGAAAUCCAUGUGCCGUUUCCUGUAGCAGAGUCCAUAUUGCCUGGAGUUACGCAAAUCAGGUUAACAGUCCAAGAGCCACUGAUAUGAUGUGGUUAUUUGAAGUCAUGUAACCGGCACCAUGUAUGCGCCUUGGCCUUGUUAUCAGACUGUGCUGGGAGAGUGGGUGGAGAGCGUAUCUGUGUGUGCACUAAAGGGUAACAAUUUAGUGCUGCCGUUCAGGGCUUGUGUCUGAAUAGGAAUGUGUGCUGUGUAUGUGUGUAGGGGAAUAUGCUGAUAUUACAAAGACAAACAUUUUCUUAGACAGGUUCUAUGUGCACUGAGAAAGGCCUUGUAAGUAUGUAUUUAUUUAACGCAGGGGGACCCUGCAAAUACUUGACAUACCUGCACUGCUGUUGUGAUAUCUUGUGGAAUGGCGGUAUAUUAAAUGUAUAAAUUAAAUCAA
Pelobates cultripes (western spadefoot toad) is the source of this 5724-nucleotide messenger RNA. NCBI's taxonomy places the organism in Eukaryota, Metazoa, Chordata, Amphibia, Anura, Pelobatidae. The record is from the annotation of a GenBank genome assembly.